ACGGAGAACGGAGUGCUGCUGCCCUCGCUGCAGUAUGCCCUGCCCUUCCUGGACCUGCACGGCACCCCCCGGCUCGAGUUCCACCAGUCCGUGUUCGAUGAGCUGCGGGAGAAGCUGCUGGAGAGAGUCUCGGCCAUCGCUUUGGAGGGGAAGGUCGAGGAGAGAUACAAGAAGCUGGAAGAUCUCCUAGAGAAGAGCUUUUCCCUGGUCAAGAUGCCCUCGAUACAGCCCGUGGUCAUGUGUGUCAUGAAGCACUUGCCCAAGGUCCCUGAGAAGAAGCUGAAGCUGGUGAUGGCUGACAAGGACCUGUACAAGGCCUGUGCUGUGGAGGUGAAGAGACAGAUCUGGCAGGACAACCAGGCUCUCUUUGGGGAUGAGGUGUCACCCCUGCUGAAGCAAUACAUCCUGGAGAAGGAGAACAUUCUCUUCAGCAAUGACAUUUCCUUCUUGCAAAAUUUCUUCAGUCCGUCUCCCAAAACGAGACGUCAGGGAGAGGUGGUGCAGAAGCUGACGCAGAUGAUUGGCAAGAACGUGAAGCUCUAUGACAUGGUGCUGCAGUUCCUCAGGACGCUCUUCCUGCGCACCAGGAACGUCCACUACUGCACGCUCAGGGCUGAGCUCCUCAUGUCCCUGCACGACCUGGAGAUCAGUGAGAUCUGCACUGUUGAUCCCUGCCACAAGUUCACCUGGUGCCUCGACGCCUGCAUUCGGGAGAAGUUCGUGGACAACAAGAGAGCUCGGGAAUUGCAAGGAUUCCUGGAUGGGGUGAAGAAAGGACAAGAACAAGUGUUGGGGGACUUAUCAAUGAUCCUGUGCGAUCCCUUUGCCAUUAACACCUUAGCCUUGAGCACCAUAAGGCACCUGCAGGACCUGGUUGGGCAGGACACCUUACCCAGGGAAAGCCCAGAUCUGCUGCUGCUCCUUAGGAUGCUGUCUUUGGGACAGGGGGCCUGGGACAUGAUUGACAGCCAAGUCUUCAAGGAACCAAAAAUGGAAGCCGAGCUGAUCACCAGGUUCCUGCCCCUGCUGAUGUCCUUUGUGGUGGAUGACCACACCUUCACAGUGGAUCAGAAGCUGCCCUCGGAGGAGAAGGGACCAAUCCCCUACCCCAGUGCCAUUCCCGAGGCUUUCACCAAGUUCCUGCAGGAGAACAGGAUAGCUUGUGAGAUUGGGCUGUAUUACAUCCUUCACAUCACCAAACAGAGGAACAAGAAUGCUUUUCUGAGGCUCCUGCCAGCACUAGUUGAAACAUUCAGUGACUUGGCCUUCAGUGACAUUUUCCUGCACCUGCUCACUGGUAACCUCACCCUGCUCAGUGAUGAGUUUGCACUCGAGGAGUUCUGCACCAGUCUCUUUGAUGGCUUCUUCCUCACUGCCUGCUCCAGGAAGGAGAACGUGCACAGACAUGUGCUCAGGCUGCUGCUGCAUCUGCAUCACAAAGUGGCCCCAGCCAAGCUGGAGUCUCUCCAGAAAGCUUUGGAGCCCACCAAGCAGAGUGGGGAAGCUGUGAAGGAGCUUUACAACCAGCUCAGUGAGAAGCUGGAGCUGCGCAAGCCCAGCCCGGCUGAAGUGACUGAGACUCCCUCCAUGGAGCUGCCCCUGCCCACCGUGCCCACCCCAGCCUCACGCUGAGCUGGGCUGCAGGGCAGGCCUGAGGGGAGAGGAGCUGAGCCUCUGCUGCCUUCUGAGUGCCUCUGCCCACGGGGUGGAGACAAAAACAAAGCCACCGAAGCUCCUUCAGGAUUCACUGCAGUUCACCCAACUCACUGGCUCUGGCUGGUUAGAAAACUGUAUGCAGUGCAUUGCAAGGUUUACUUUUCUUAAACAUAGCUGAGUGUCUUCUUGUAGAUCCACUUGAAAUCUGACUGUACAUUUUUAAAAGAAAAAAAGAAAAUGCAUAUUUUUAAGCUUA
This is a messenger RNA of Zonotrichia albicollis (white-throated sparrow), 1912 nucleotides long. NCBI's taxonomy places the organism in Eukaryota, Metazoa, Chordata, Aves, Passeriformes, Passerellidae. The record is from RefSeq and is a predicted model, not a curated record.